UUACAGCACACAUAAAUAUAAAGCGGAGCCGGGCUCUGCUAUACACAAAGGAGCAGGCGGAUUAUAGCGCUGAAGACUACCGAGUCAGCCCCCCCUAGAAGAGCAGCUUGGACGGCAUGCAAAGUUCUGAAAUUUCGUCAGACAGCACUGAUGAUCCUCUUGGUAGUGGCCUACGUACUCACCGGCAGCCUCGAAUAGUGGUGAUUGGCGCUGGCUUGGCUGGCAUCACUGCAACUAAGAUCCUCCUGGAAAACGGCUUCACAGAUGUCAGAAUCCUAGAAGCAUCGAACCACAUUGGAGGGAGAAUUCAAAGCGUUCAGCACGGAAACGCUACAUUGGAGCUUGGAGCCACCUGGAUCCAUGGCACAAAUGGGAACCCUGUGUACCAUCUAGCUGAGGACAACGGGCUUCUUGAGCACACCACAGAUGAUGAGAGGAGCGUGGGACGCAUUAGCCUGUAUGCUAAAAAUGGUGUGGCUCACUACCAAACCAACAGUGGGAAGAGAAUCCCGAAAGACCUGGUGGAGGAGUUUAGUGACCUAUACAAUGAGGUGUACAAGCUGACUCAGGAGUUUUUCCAGAAUGGGAAGCCUGUAUGUGCUGAAAGCCAGAACAGUGUUGGUGUCUUCACUCGAGACUUGGUGCGAAAAAAGAUCAUGCUGGAUCCUGAUGAUUCAGAGAGCACCAAGAAGCUCAAACUGUCAAUGCUACAGCAGUACCUGAAGGUGGAGAGUUGUGAAAGCAGUUCUCCCAGCAUGGAUGAGGUGUCUCUGAGUGAGUUUGGAGAAUGGACAGAGAUCCCUGGGGCCCAUCAUGUUAUUCCAGGAGGGUUCAUGAAGAUUGUGGAUCUGCUGGCCCAGGAUAUCCCCUCCCGCACCAUCUGCCUUGGCAAGCCUGUCCGCUGUAUCCACUGGAAUUGGUCUGCCCAGCAACAGGAGACGGUCUCCAAGGGCAACCAUGCCAACCAAGGAAGCAAUCACAAUGACAACAACUACAGCUGCCAACCUCAGGAGGAUCCCCAGAUCCUAGGCUACCCUGUUCGCGUCGAGUGCGAAGAUGAGGAAUGGAUUGAAGCCAACCACGUUAUCGUAACAGCGUCUCUGGGUGUGCUAAAGAAGAGCCACGAGGCCAUGUUCUCUCCCUCUCUGCCAGAGGACAAAGUGCUGGCCAUUGAGAAGCUGGGCAUCAGCACCACUGAUAAGAUAUUCCUGGAAUAUGCAGAGCCCUUUUGGAGCCCAGAGUGCAACAGCAUUCAGUUUGUGUGGGAGGACGAGGCUCAGCUGGAGCAGCCUGUCUACCCCGAGAAGAUGUGGUACAAAAAGAUCUGCAGUUUUGAUGUCCUUUACCCACCGGAGCGCUACGGCUACAUGUUGAGUGGUUGGAUUUGUGGCCAGGAGGCGCUGCUCAUGGAGGGUUGUGAUGACGAAACUGUUGCUGAGACCUGCACUGAGCUGCUGCGGUGCUUCACAGGAAACCCCAACAUUCCAAAGCCAAGACAUAUCCUGCGCUCAUCUUGGGGCAGUAACCCCUACAUUCGAGGCUCCUACUCUUUCACUAGAGUAGGCUCCAAUGGCGGUGAUUUUGAGAGACUGGCCAUGCCGCUGCCUUAUGCCAAGAGCACCAAGGCCCCGCCUCUUCAGGUCCUGUUUGCCGGAGAGGCCACCCACAGAAAAUACUAUUCCACCACCCAUGGUGCUUUGUUGUCAGGAAAGACAGAGGCCACCCGCCUGAUAGAGAUGUACCAGGACUUGCACAGUGCUGAAACCACGAAGCCUAAUAUGUAAAAAAACAGAACCACUGACUAGUGAAAAAAAAGAAAAACCAAUAACAAAGUUGUUGUGUUGCAGGUUUUCUAUGUUAUAAAGAAAUUAUUUAAGUUAUUCUUAUCAAAGCAUAGCUGGGGCAUUAAUUUGAAACAAAUAAUUUUUUACUGUAUUGUAGAUUUUAAACAGUAGAUUUUAUUCAAGUUCAUGUACUGUUCAAAAUUUGCCAAGGGUGCUGUCAUUUAUUUUCUUUACGACUGUCAUUUCUUGUCUUUACCCUUAAUUUUUUAAUCAGUAAGUUUAUGUUUAUCUUAACGGCGGCUAUGUUAUAUCUCCUUUUUGUAAGUGCCUUCUUUAUUUUAUGUUAUGAAAACAAUGAAAAGACAAUAUAAAAAUGAAAAGAAAUGACUAUAAUUAAAAAAAACUAUU
This is a messenger RNA of Lampris incognitus (smalleye Pacific opah), 2192 nucleotides long. RefSeq names its product spermine oxidase (gene smox). Gene Ontology annotation, molecular function: polyamine oxidase activity. NCBI's taxonomy places the organism in Eukaryota, Metazoa, Chordata, Actinopteri, Lampriformes, Lampridae. Bases 117 to 1784 code for a protein of 555 amino acids. The transcript is spliced from 7 exons. The record is from RefSeq and is a predicted model, not a curated record.